This is a messenger RNA of Cavenderia fasciculata, 576 nucleotides long. RefSeq lists its product as uncharacterized. The transcript has 3 exons. The coding region runs from base 1 to 576 and encodes 191 amino acids. NCBI's taxonomy places the organism in Eukaryota, Evosea, Eumycetozoa, Acytosteliales, Cavenderiaceae. The record is from RefSeq and is a predicted model, not a curated record. Gene Ontology annotation, biological process: thiamine metabolic process. Gene Ontology annotation, molecular function: ribonucleoside triphosphate phosphatase activity.
AUGAUUAUAUGUAUAGAGAAGAGAAUGGUGAUUGUCGCAGUUGGAUCUACAAACAAGUCUAAAAUCCGUGCUGUACAAAUUGCAUUGGAACAGGUGUUCCCAUUAGAACAGACACAUCAAGUGUUAGCAGUUUCUGUUGAAUCGAGUGUGUCUGCUCAACCAAUGGACGAUGACGAAGCUAUAAAAGGUGCUGAGCAUCGUGCAAAGGUGGCUCUUGAAAAGGAACCAACUGCCCUUUAUGGUGUUGGUUUGGAGGGAGGAGUACAUAAAAUAGGUGAUAAAUGGUUUGAAUGUGGAUGGAUUGUAACGGUUGAUCGUAAUGGUAGAACGGGUAUUUCAAGUACAUCAAGAUUCGAAAUGCCAAAGUUAGUCAUGAAUGAGAUCAUCGACAAUGGCAAGGAAUUGGCAGAGGUCAUGGACCAAAUAACAUCAAAGACUGAUGUUAGAUCAAAUGAAGGUGCUAUGGGUAUUUUUACCAAUGGUCUAUUGCAUCGUGAUCAUGUUUAUUCUCAUGCCGUCAUCUUUUCAUUCUCUAAAUUUGUUACUAGUCCUUCUUAUUGGAGUUUAGAUAAUUGA